GGAAGUCAAGCUGUAUCUCCGAACUGCGCAUGCGCCGCAGCUCUCCUCAAUCUAGCGCUGCGUUUCUCUCCAUAAAACGAUGAACGUACUCCUGGAUAGCUGUCCUAUGAAAGCAGCCCCCCCGUGCUCUCUGCUCUGAGCGUGAUGGCGACCGCCGGAGAGGUGACGGUGUCCUUGGCCGAGGUGGUGAUGGUGAAGGCUGAAGACUGUGACCCCGAUGACCCCAACAAGACUCAGGUCAUCCUCCAGCUGCAGCCCAUCCCCACCGGAGAAGAAUCUGCUGAAACAGACGCAGCCGUCAUGACGGUUGAAGCACAUGAAGAACAAACGGACGGAGAUGACGUUGAAAUCGGCUGUCCCAUAACCUGCGGAGACUGUAAAGCUUUGCUGCUGGUGAAGAAGUUUGUUUGCCCGGGAAUCAACGUUAAAUGUGUAAAGGCUGCGGCUCUCUUUGAGGUAUCCGAGGGUGACGGGAGUGAAAGUGCAGAGCCUGAACCUCCCCCUUCUUGGAGGAGUGCGACACGGACGGAACUCGAUGGGUUUUGCACCGUGUCGAAUGCAGCAGACAGGUCCAAGAAGGAUGAUGACGAGAGAGGGAGGCUGCUCUUAGCAGUGCUGCAGUUCCUCCAGAGACGACGCCAGCGGCGAGCAGCCUCUGUUCUCGUUGAGUGA
Molecule: messenger RNA, 672 nt
Organism: Notothenia coriiceps (black rockcod)
Lineage: Eukaryota; Metazoa; Chordata; Actinopteri; Perciformes; Nototheniidae
Product: glucocorticoid modulatory element-binding protein 1-like
Exons: 5
Coding region: 145-672 (175 amino acids)
Biological process (GO): regulation of transcription by RNA polymerase II
Cellular component (GO): nucleus
Molecular function (GO): RNA polymerase II cis-regulatory region sequence-specific DNA binding
Source: RefSeq, a predicted model, not a curated record